AUGCUUCAAGCUUCCCCUCAGUCCCCAAUAAUGAUGAGCGGCGUCUCGUUUGUUGUCUCGCGGGAUGUCUGUCGCCGCCGCCUAAGUCAUUCCCAUGAAAUGGAGGUGCAGCCAGAAGCCGUCAGGGACUGGUCCGAGCUGCCUCUUGAUGUGCUUGCUUCAGUCUUUACCAAACUCGGCGCAGUUGAUAUUCUCAUGGGUGCAGGCCUUGUGUGCCACUCAUGGCUCGAGGCGGCAAAAGUACCUAGUUUAUGGCGAUAUGUCGACAUGGAGCACCAUGAUGUCUUGCGAGGGAAGAAGAAAAAGAGCCACGAUGUCUUGUGUGCAAUGGCAAAAGCCGCCGUGGACCGCUCCAAUGGGGAGCUCGAGGUGUUCGCAGGGAGCGGGUUUGUUACUGAUCAGCUUCUCAACUAUAUUGCAGAAAGAUCACCCUCCCUUAAGAGCCUCAGCCUUGACUACUGCAAUGUCUCCAACGAAGCAUUCACUGAGCUGAUAAUCAAGCUUCCUCUGCUCGAAGAACUUCUCAUUUCCCUAUGUCCAUUUGUUGAUGGCGACGCAUAUGAGGUCACCAGCAGAGCAUGUGCGCAGCUGAAGCGUCUCAUGUUGCGGCAAGGGUCGUAUGGGGGUACAAGAGAUGGGGCACUUGGAAUCGAGAUGAUGCACGAGCUGCGAUACCUUACUCUCGUCGGUUGCAAUAUCACGACAGAGGAGCUGGUUGCCAUCAUCGAUGGCUGCCCUCACAUGGAGCGCCUCUGCGUGCGCGACUGUUGCAACAUCAUUGUGGAUGGAACCCUGCGAGCGAAGUGUUCAAGGAUCAAGACGCUGAUUCUCCCCCCUUUGCAGCAUUUGCAGCAGUUGUACUCCCGUUACUGUUUUCACCCUGAUGAUAGCCUUUUCACGGACAAGUUUGACGAUUGGAGAUCUUCCUAA
Molecule: messenger RNA, 930 nt
Organism: Triticum turgidum subsp. durum (durum wheat)
Lineage: Eukaryota; Viridiplantae; Streptophyta; Magnoliopsida; Poales; Poaceae
Source: the annotation of a GenBank genome assembly